Callorhinchus milii (elephant shark) is the source of this 1287-nucleotide messenger RNA. RefSeq names its product transcription factor 7-like 1. NCBI's taxonomy places the organism in Eukaryota, Metazoa, Chordata, Chondrichthyes, Chimaeriformes, Callorhinchidae. Gene Ontology annotation, cellular component: beta-catenin-TCF complex. Gene Ontology annotation, molecular function: RNA polymerase II cis-regulatory region sequence-specific DNA binding; DNA-binding transcription factor activity, RNA polymerase II-specific. Gene Ontology annotation, biological process: canonical Wnt signaling pathway; regulation of transcription by RNA polymerase II. The record is from RefSeq and is a predicted model, not a curated record.
UACCUUCAUGUGAAAUGGCCUCUGUUGGAUGUCCAGGCUGCAGCUGGCCUUAAGGAUGCUCGAUCCCCACCACCCACACACCUGUCUAACAAGGUCGCUGUUGUACAACACCCCCACCAUGUACACCCCCUGACCCCCCUCAUCACCUACAGCAACGAACACUUCCCCGGGAACCCGUCUCCACACCUCUCCCCAGACCUGGACCCCAAGACUGGAAUACCCAGGCCUCCGCACCCCUCCGAACUGUCUCCGUAUUAUCCACUGUCUCCGGGAGCUGUUGGGCAACUGACACAUCCCUUGGGAUGGUUAGUGCCACCGCAAAGCCCGCCAAUGUACCCCAUCACAGCCGGGGGCUUCAGGCCCCCCUACCCCGCCCUGGCCGUCAACACCUCAAUGUCCAGGUUUUCUCCACACAUGGUGCCACCUCCACAUGGUCUGCACCCGACCGGAAUCCCUCACCCGGCCAUCGUGACGUCCAACAUCAAACAGGAGCCGCUGCCCAGCCACAGCCACCCGCAGGAGAGCGCGAGGCCGCUGAGUAUAAAGAAGGAGGAGGAGAAGAAACGGCCUCACAUUAAGAAGCCCCUCAACGCCUUCAUGUUGUAUAUGAAGGAGAUGAGGGCCAAGGUGGUGGCCGAGUGCACCCUGAAGGAGAGCGCCGCCAUCAACCAGAUCCUGGGCCGCAGGUGGCACGCUCUGUCGCGGGAGGAACAGGCGAAAUACUACGAGUUGGCUCGGAAAGAGAGACAACUUCACUCCCAGCUGUACCCGGGCUGGUCAGCGCGGGACAACUAUGGGAAGAAAAAGAAGAGGAAACGAGAGAAGCAACAAAGGGAGACAGACGGUGACCCAGUGGCCGGCUGCAGACGGAAGCUGAAGUGUAUCCAGUACCUGGGCUCCGAGGGCCGUUUCCCGGGAGUGGGCGACGCCAACGGGAGCGUGUUAGACUCCCCCCCUCGCCCCCAGCAGUGAGCAGCCCCCCAGAGCAAGUGCGGCCCCUGUCGCUCACCACCAGACCGGACCCCCACUGCAAACUGCCCGCACACCCCGCCCCCACCCCCUCGACCACCCCGCUGCCCGUCGUCAGCCUCUCCACUGCCAACAGCGCAGAGAACAGCCAGUCGCCACUCAGCGCCCGCCACCUCACUUACGUCUCGAUGCCCACCUUCCUCCUGACACCCCCCUCCUCCGUCGAGACCGCCUCCCACUCCCAACUCAGCCUCCCAGCCGUACAGACACAACCUCUGUCUCUCGUCACCAAACUCAAUGAUUAGCGCCCCCCACCCC